Molecule: messenger RNA, 2546 nt
Organism: Melanaphis sacchari
Lineage: Eukaryota; Metazoa; Arthropoda; Insecta; Hemiptera; Aphididae
Product: CUGBP Elav-like family member 1
Exons: 16
Coding region: 533-2392 (619 amino acids)
Biological process (GO): regulation of alternative mRNA splicing, via spliceosome; mRNA splice site recognition
Cellular component (GO): nucleus; ribonucleoprotein complex; cytoplasm
Molecular function (GO): mRNA 3'-UTR binding
Source: RefSeq, a predicted model, not a curated record
UGUAACCCUUGUAUAUUAUUUUUAAAGUCUUAAAUCGAUUUCUUAAUUUAUAAUUAUUAUUAUUUUUUACUUGUGGUGUCUGUGUCUGUCCGUCCUUCCGUCACUGUUUUUUUUAUUUAUUUAUUUUAUUUACUGUCAUCUAAUUGUGUCGCUGAAGAGUUGGGAUUUUUAUUUUAUCCAUUGGACAUCCAAAGUGCGAGAGCAUAACACCAUCAUCGCCUUCUUCUUCUCCAUCUUCUUUUUCGCUGCCUACUCUGCCGUUUUGCCUUCGACAGCUAUGGUGUUCGGAAUCUAAACGUUUAUUGUGCUAUAAUUUAAAUACAUUCCGUCUUCGUCAUCGUUUUAAAAAUUACCUAUGCGCAUCGUCCAUCUCGGUUAAUCUAAUUUUUAGUGCUCCACUCGUGUACGACACACCGUGAAUUCGUCGCUCACCAGUUGCCAAAGUCGUAUCGUCCACCCGCCCGUCUAUUCACCGCGAGUUCGUAAAACCGGCACUGGAACCCCGAGUUCGUACACCCGCGACGUCGAGCUCAUGCGACCCGAUUGGCCAGCGUCCCGGAACCCGAUCGACAUGUUACACACAUUAAACGCGUUGGCCGCCAAACUAUCACCCACGCAAGUCCAGAACGUCGACGGCAACGCCAACAGGAUAGCCACCGCUGCAGCCGCAGCCGCCACAGCUCUUACCACUUUGAACGGCAACAGUGAUAUAGAAAUGGCCAUCCCUACCCCAUGUGCGUCUACGGCCGAUGGCAGCAACGACACCGAACAACCAGAAACUGACUACAUAAAAAUGUUUGUGGGCCAAAUACCUCGGGCGAUGAAUGAGCAGGAUCUUAUGGACAUGUUCGGUGAAUUUGGUCGAGUAUACCAACUGAACUUACUCAGGGAUAAGUUUUCUGGAGUUAGUAAAGGUUGUUGUUUUGUAACUUAUUACACGAGAAAAGCUGCUCUUGAUGCUCAAAAUGCUUUACACAAUAUCAAGACGCUACCAGGGAUGCACCAUCCAAUACAAAUGAAGCCUGCUGACAGUGAAAAUCGAAGCGAAAGAAAACUGUUUAUCGGUAUGCUAUCGAAAAAAAUAUCCGAACCAGACAUCAGGUUGAUGUUUGAACCUUUUGGAGCCAUCGAAGAAUGUUCGGUGCUCCGGGACCCGAAUGGCGUUAGUAAAGGUUGUGCAUUUGUCACGUACACGACCAAACAGAACGCUAUAGCGGCCAUCAAGGGUAUGCAUCACUCACAGACUAUGGAAGGCUGUACGUGUCCGCUUGUAGUCAAGUUCGCUGAUACCCAAAAGGAAAAAGACCAGAAACGCAUGCAGCAGAUGCAAGCGAACCUAUGGGGUUUGGCGGCGACCGGAGGCAACAGCGUACCCACUGCUCAGUACUUGGCGCUAGGUGUGCUAGCCAAUCAACAGAUGAACAGUGACACGAAUUCGCUGUCGUCACAAGUGCUCCAGCAGAUCCAAUUGAAUGCUGCCGCUGCUGCCGUGGCAGCCAAUAACAACAAUAACCAUCAGUUGAACAAUCUGCUUUUGACCAACAACACAGGUGCGCUCAAAUCCCCGUAUCAUGUCCAGACGUCCCAUUACCAUCCCACACAUGUAGAUACUGUUUCACCUCGGCGUUUAGAUUACACCGAUCCUUUCUAUACAGGCUACCAGAAUUUGUCUGCGUCACCGCCGAGUCUAGGAGACCUGAACCCCGGAAACUUACAGAACUUGUCAACACUUGCCAAUUUAUCCGUUGGAAACCCUAUAGUCAACUCUGUGAACAUGCAGAAUCUAGUCACAUUAGCCGCGAUGGGAGCAAAUUCCGUCUCGCCUACAGGGUCCAGUUCAUCUAGUCUAAGUAGUUCAGCUCUGUCAAGUUUGUCGCCGACGUCUGCAGCCGCUGCAGUUUUAUUUGGGAAAAAUUCUGGUCUUUUAGCAGGCACCAACGGCACGAAUGGCGGAACAUACGGUUCGUCGCUGAACGCACUUGGUCUCACGCUGGCCGACCUUAACUCUAACCAGUUUGCCAUGCCGCAGUCACCACCGGCCAGUUCGCCGCUAUACUUUUUGAACAACAAUAAUAAUAACAACAACAGUCCGACAAAAGUGUCCAGCAAGCAGCUUGAAGGUCCGGAAGGUGCCAAUCUGUUUAUAUACCAUCUCCCCCAGGAUUUCGCUGAUUCUGAUCUCGUGACCAUGUUUUUACCAUUUGGUAACGUUAUAUCGGCAAAGGUUUACAUUGAUAAAGAGACCAAACUGUCCAAGUGUUUCGGGUUCGUGUCGUACGACAAUGCGUACAGUGCUCAGGCGGCCAUACAGACGAUGAACUCGUAUCAGGUGGGCAACAAGAGGCUGAAAGUGCAACUCAAGAGACCCAAAGAGGCGUCCAGGCCGUAUUAACCGCACCAACGAUUGACUACUAACAACAGAACGACCGACCGAUCGUACCUCGUUCCCUGCAAGAAUGAACAGUCGUGUCGUACACCGUAUUGUUAUUGUUUACGAUGACAUAAAAUUUAAUAAUUGUUAUGUGUGUACAUAAUAAUACUUGGUU